Molecule: messenger RNA, 4959 nt
Organism: Gambusia affinis (western mosquitofish)
Lineage: Eukaryota; Metazoa; Chordata; Actinopteri; Cyprinodontiformes; Poeciliidae
Gene: ipmkb
Product: inositol polyphosphate multikinase b
Exons: 6
Coding region: 321-1757 (478 amino acids)
Biological process (GO): inositol phosphate biosynthetic process
Cellular component (GO): cytoplasm; nucleus
Molecular function (GO): inositol-1,4,5-trisphosphate 3-kinase activity; inositol tetrakisphosphate kinase activity
Source: RefSeq, a predicted model, not a curated record
UUAACGGCAGUAGGAAGUGGUCAGGACGUGUUUGUGUCGCUGUUCCAGAAAUGAAAAUCAUUGAAUCAGCGUUGGACGGGGAGCUAAGCGUCUCCGCUGGACGCCGCGCUGUGUCACGAAAUCUGUGCCGUGGUGUGGCUCGGUAGUCCACUGCCGGCUCUUCUGGUUUCACCCGAACCAGGCUUCACUCGAAGACAUUUGGCAUUUACAUCAGAAUUGUGUGGUUGCGAAAUGACAGUGGGAUACGCGAAGUGCUACAUUGAUGGCUUUCAAGCGUUACGUUAGGCGUUCGACCCAGCUCUGUCUUUUGAACUUUCGAGAUGUCAGGAGCUAACGUCAUGGAGUCCACCAAAGCGCUCGGUAAACUGGAACUGAGUCCUGGCUUGGCCGCUAUCGGGGACAGCGCCUCCAUGAACAAGUCCGGCCAGCAGCUUCUGGGACCACAGGACCACGCUCACCUGAACGGCUGUGUCCCACUUUCUCAUCAGGUGGCAGGUCACAAGUAUGGAGUGAAGAAAGUUGGUAUUUUACAACACCCAGAUGGAACGGUCUUGAAGCAGGUUCAGCCUCCACCCAGAGGACCACGAGAAAUGCAGUUUUAUAGCAUGGUGUUUGCAGAGGACUGCUCUGAUCCUUGUCUGUUGGACCUCCAGAAACACCUUCCCAAAUAUUACGGCACCUGGUCCUCUCCUGACAGCCCAAACGAGCUCUACCUUAAACUGGAGGAUGUGACGAGUCGCUUCAACAAGCCGUGCAUCAUGGAUGUGAAGCUGGGCCGCAGAAGCUACGAUCCGCUCGCUUCACAGGAGAAACGGGAGCAGCAGAUCAGAAAAUACCCUCUGAUGGAGGAGAUUGGAUUCCUGAUCCUGGGCAUGAGGGUCUAUGAUGUUCGCAGUGAAACGUUCAACUCCUACAACCAGCACUAUGGAAGGGCCCUGGCUCAGGACACGGUUAAAGACGGUUUAGCUACGUUCUUCGAGAACGGCGUGUGUUUGAGGAGGGACGCUGUCCGGGCCAGCAUCUGCAGGGUGCAGCACAUUCUCAACUGGUUUCACUCCCAGCACCAGCUGGCCUUCUACGCCAGCUCCCUUCUUUUCGUCUACGAGGGUCUUCCCUCCUCUUUCACCUCAUCCUCCUUGUCAUCUCUCCUCAUCAGCCCGUCAGUCUGCGACGGCGUGGUGAAAACCGCCCAUUCGGUGCUGGUUAGCGAUGGCGGUCAGAGCCGGGAAGAGGACGCGGGUCAGCAGGAAGCUGGACAGGAAAACAAGCUAGCCGAGUACAACAACAACACCGAGGUGGGCGUUUUAUGGGACAGCAGCAUCUCCACGGUUCACACCAAUCACAGGAAGGACGGGGACAAGCCCUGUGUCCGGGGUCACCUCCACCUCAGCAGGGUGGACGAUGUAGUUGCCGAGGUAACGAGAGCCUCCGAUCUCGCUCCUGCGCCGUAUGAAGAAGACAACACGUGUCAGAGGAAGGCCGACCCGAAGCUGUCGCCGAACGGGAACGGAAACCGGGAUGGAGACAGAGGCAGGACAGAGGAGGACGAGGACGGGCUGGAGGGACAGAGGGGGACAGAUGGACAGGGCGGGUCGGGAGACGCAGCCGUGGAAGUCAGAAUGAUCGACUUUGCUCAUGUUUUCCCAAGCGAUAGCCUGGACCACGGCUACAUCUACGGCUUGAAACACCUGCUGACGGUGCUGGAGCAGAUCCUGUGUGACGCCGCUCAGAGCGCGCUCAGUCCGCCUACCUCCUGAAGUCCACAACCAACCACUGUGUCUUCUGCUCAGCUAACGCAAAACUGGAGCGGACUGAAGUCUGACGGAUGAGCCGCCAUCGAAUCUUCUUAUCCUGAUGGCUUUAGCUGCGUUUCUGUUAGUGACUGCGUCCCGUAUUUUAUCACAGGUUUCAUUGUCGUGAACAUGCGUUGGCGCCUCAGCUGUUGGUUGUUUUGGAAAAGUUCUGGAUAAAUAAUAUUUUAAGUUCUAAAAACAAAAUGCAGCCUGUAUUUCCCACAGCUUGUGGGUUGUUUUUCUGCUAUUUAAUUCCACACAACGUACCACCUGGAAGUCCAUGGAGUUCAUCCCGCAUCUAUCCCACGUGUUUCUACCCUGAUUCCAGCUGAUUAGACUCCAGCCCCCCCAAUCCCCCCUCCUCCCAACACCCUGUAAGUUGUGGGAUUGGCAGGCUGCAUUACGACCUGCUACCUUCAUACAUCAGCCCCUGAUCACUGGAAAGUCUUUUAUUAUUAGCAUGCUUCAAAUGAGCAACAUGUUCCUGUUUUUCUCAUCUCUUUAUAAGAUAUGUCUUCUAUAAUAUCACUUUACAUUAUACAACUGUAUAAACUCUAUUUUGACUAGAUAUAAUGAAUUAGUGACGUUUUCCCACUGUCUGGCUCUGGCAGGCACAUAAUCAACUCCUAAUGCAAGUCUGAUCACCUGACCGAUCAUUCAUUCAUUCAUUCAUUCAUUCAUUCAUUCAUUCAUUCAUUCCAGAGGAAUUAAAAACAAAGCUCUAUCAGGAAUGGAGUUAUGCUGCUGCUGAUCUGAUCCACGUCUUUAGGAAUAAAAAAACAGAUCCGUCAGUCUUUCAUCAGAUCUCUUUGAGUUUCAUUUGCUUUCAGUUGAGAACUGGACUGACUUUAUAUUUGUUUACAGGAGAAAGCAGGACUGAUAAAAAGGUCAAUCAGGGGUUUGAUCAGCUGUCCAGGAAUAAACUGCAACUCGUUUCUAAAAAGGAGUCAGUGGUGGAAAAGACUCGGAAAAUGAUGAUUAUGUUGGAAUCAGAUGUAAAUUUAGUGCUUUUCUUUAAACCACUGACGACUAACUCAGGUAUCCUCUCUAUCUCUUCAGUGUGUGUGUGUGUGUGUGUGUGUGUGUGUGUAAAUCAAUGCUAUAUGCUGUAUAAUUGGUGGUCUUUCUACUUGAUGUUGGUUGAUUUUUAUUUUUGUAAUCUCAUGGCUAACCGGAUCUUAUUGCUGUUGACCUUGAACUUGUUUUAAACUUUUAUAUUUGAUUUUCAUUUUUACCUCUUGACAGGAAGCUUGAUGUAUUUACUUUUUACUGUUGUAUUGCUGUGAUCAGCAGCCAGAUUUUCCUUUUGGAAUCAUCUCUCCUCCUCGCUGGUCAAAUUUUUCUCCCCACCUCCAGACGGUGUGAGGAACAGGAAGCAGUUCCACCGCUUGUUUCUGUUUUAGAGCUGCGACAUUAUUUCAAAAAGCCUUUCAAUUAAACUCACCGAUUGAUUUCCACUGAGGUUCGUCUUGAAACAAACACAGCUAUCAGUUGGAGAUUAUUCCACUCUGUGGAAUUAUCUAUUCAUUAUGAUUUAUGGUUAUUCCCAAAUGUUGGAUUUGGGAUUUAAAUCCUCUUUCUGUUGGUUGCUGUAAAAGAACUUUUUAUGCUUUCUGCUUCCACAUUGAUCAUUUAGACUUUCAGGCGGUAUAAGGACAAAAUGGGAAAAGCUGCUUUUAACCUGAAUGAAGCUGGUGAACAGUCUGAAUGUGUUUCAGUGAGUUUUCUGCUGUAACAUGCUACUUUUUAGGAAUGAAAUCGCUGAGCGCCCCUUAGUUUUUAGCUAAUUUAACUAUUUUACCAAAGUUGGAAUGAUGGCUCAUCUCCCACUUUGUAUACAGUGACAGUUCUACUACUGUCAAGCCAAGUCUAACAAAAAUGGCUGAAUGAACUGAAAGACCAAAGUUGUUGUUAAAUCCAAAUGUAAAGCCCACCAUAAUGUUGUAGGAUAAAUAAUUGUUCACCAGUUUGACCAAUCUAAUUUUUUUUUUAGGUAAUUUCUAAAACUCAUUAAGUCAUUUCUUAAAGUGUUGGAGGCUUUUAGCUCUUGGUCUGCUAAAACAAGAUUCUGAUGUAUUUCACCAUCUUUCUUUUCUAUAUCAUUUUCAUAUCAAAAAGCUUUAAUCUAAAGUUUUGUUAUAUAUCAAGAAAUAAUUCUAGUCUCUUAAAGAAACAUGUCAGGAGUUGGUUUUAAAAAAACCCAACAAAUUCAAUUCAUAGGUGGAGUUGUUGCUGUAAAAACCUCAGUUCAAUCUACAGAAAAGAAAUUUAUCUCCCAUCCCUUUUGGAAUAAAAUGUUUGUGUUUUGCAGCUCUGCUCCUGACAUUUAGGUAAACAGAUUUGAUUGGCUGCAGAACACCGACUGCAGCUUCCUGCAGGUUUGUCACAUGUUGCCAUCGAGUUCAUGUCGAUUUCUGUUUGGAGUUUCAUCUAUGUCGCCAGUGUCUGCAAUGUAGCGUGUCCCAUGUUUUCUCAUCUAAUUGAUGGCAUGUGUUUACUGUUGGGUUUUGGGGUUUUAUUUAAUACUGUUGGGUUUUCUCUGCCCUCCUGUCUCAGAUUUGUACAUUCAGAUCUUUUGGAGCCAUUUCUUCUCUCUGGAAACGGCGACUUCAGAGACAGAAAGCAACUGUCAGAAAUUCCUGCGGCAGCUGAACUUUGUUUUCGGGUAAUCAUGCGUACAACUGAUGUUAGUUGGGCACCAAAUAACAGUGAAUGGGUGGUGAAAUAAAAAAAAAAAUGUCUUUGGAUUUUCUUUCUUCAUUUUGAGUAAUUUCUUCAGCAGAUUGUCCCCUGAGAUGAAUUAAACCAUAUAUAUUUUGCAUUAAGGGGACAAAAGGUUUUGAUGUGAUUAAUGCUGGUCAGGUUUUCUACAACACGAGGCAACAUUUUAACAGGGUGAAACCUUUUGAGAGCCACUGUACGUUUAGUUUUUGUACCACUGUUAAAACACUGGAGAUGCUUUCAAAUGCUACGGUAAAUCUCAGUGCUUCAGUCCUGUACAAAGCCACAUCAUUUUAACCCGUGACAAUGAGUUAAUGUAAUGCUAAACUUUAUUCAGUCAUUGUUUUAAUCUUAAAAAGAUUGAGGUGUUAUGUUUUCCCUAAUAUGGCUAUUUUUAAUAAACCUUGUCUUUUGUAAAAUAAAUAAAUAAAUAAAUAACUAAAUA